AUGUAUUUCCCAAAGCAACACCGGCAUCAUAAGUUGCUCAUCUACUUGAUGGCCGUCGAGAUACCUUUUGUCAUUAUCAUCCUAACGUUUACCGGAAUUGCAUCCCAUGAUCUAUACCGAACGAAGCUGUGGCAGGACGGCGCGGACAACGGCUUCAACAGCGCCCCGAAUGAAAUUGUUUACGCCUAUGCCAACCACAGGCCUUUCAAGGUUCCCAUGGUCUGGAGUUCAUUCAUAACUUCAUAUAACUUAGUGCUUGGUGUCCUGAGUGCCUUUUUGAUGAUCACGAAAAUCCCCGUUCAUUUCCUCCGUCUCUUCUACCCCCCACUUGCGGUCAUUAUCAAUGGAAGCUGUGUUGCGCUUUACAUUGUGUCGGCUCGAUACCAGGCUGGCUCCGAUACCUCAGACCCCCAGCAUCCGCAGCGAGGUGCGCCGUGGUACAUCACGAAAAGCUGCAGCGUUGCCAAGGACAAAGGCAACAUUGGGUACUGUAAACAGGCAAAAACACUUUUUGCGUUUUCAAUAAUCAUCAUUGUGUUAUACUUUGUCCAAUUCGUCGUGUGCCUUCAUUCAUGCUUUAUUACCCCAGAGGAGCGUGCGCAAAUCGACGAACGCCGCGAUGAAGACAGACAAAUGAAGGAAUACGAGGAGGAGGUUCUCAAAUCUCCUAGGAUGAUUCCCAUGACACCGGCGCCGUAUCCUGGUAGCGCACCGUAUGUUGGUAGCAUGCCCCCCACAACACCGCGGAGCCUGGCCUUCAACCGACUCGGAGGGGAUAGUCCAUCUGAUCUUCCGCUGCGCGAUAAUUCCGGCUCUUUGCAGCAACAGACGGCGGAGGUUAAGGGGCCAGCACCUCAGCCUCAACCACCACAGAUGUAUUUCCCUCCGCCUCCGAAAAAGGCAGCCAAGACCUAA
Molecule: messenger RNA, 915 nt
Organism: Aspergillus wentii DTO 134E9
Lineage: Eukaryota; Fungi; Ascomycota; Eurotiomycetes; Eurotiales; Aspergillaceae
Exons: 3
Coding region: 1-915 (304 amino acids)
Source: RefSeq, a predicted model, not a curated record